Molecule: messenger RNA, 666 nt
Organism: Solanum dulcamara
Lineage: Eukaryota; Viridiplantae; Streptophyta; Magnoliopsida; Solanales; Solanaceae
Product: secreted RxLR effector protein 161-like
Exons: 1
Coding region: 1-666 (221 amino acids)
Source: RefSeq, a predicted model, not a curated record
AUGGAGAGAUGCAAACCUGUAUUGACCCCAUUGAUUCACAAUAAAAAGAUUUCAAAGUUUGAAGAAGGUGAUAGGGCUGAUCCUGCAGUUUAUAGAAGUUUAAUAGGUAGUUUGCUGUAUUUGACAGCAACAAGAUAUGAUCUCAUGUUCGCCACAAGUCUUCUGUCUAGAUUUAUGCAUGCUCCAAGUCAAGUUCAUCUUGGUGUCGCUAAGCAAACAUUGAGGUAUAUCAAGGGAACUGUUGAUUAUGGUAUUUGGUUUAAAAAGGAAGAGCAAGGGAAAUCGAUGGGUUAUUCAAAUAGUGAUUGGGUAGGAAGCGUUCAUGAUAUGAAAAGCACUUCUGGAUAUGCUUUUACACUUGGUUCAUGCAUGUUCUCAUUGAAUUCAAAGAAGCUAGAGGUGGUAGCUCAAUCUUCUGCAGAAGUUAAAUACAUCGCUGCUGCUGGUACAACAAAUCAGGCUCUAUGGUUAAGAAAGAUUCUAUGUGAUCUGGAGCAAAAUGACAUUGAAGCUACUAUCAUUAAGGUUGACAACAAGUUAACAAUAUCUAUGGCCAAAAGUCUUGUGCAACAUGGUCGUAGCAAGCAUAUAAAUGUGAAGUUUCACGCUAUCAUGCAAGCAGAGAAGGAUGGCGAAGUUAAACUUGUUCAUUGCAACUCAGAUUAA